AAAAUAAGCGCUCAGCGCUGGGAAACUCAGAACGUUUUUCGCCUUGAGACCAACCAUGGACACCAGAGCCUUGGUCGUGUUGGCGCUUAUAGCCGCUGCUAGUGCGGUUCCUAUGAAGAAAAGGUCCAUUAAUGUCGAUGAUGACUCGUGCGCACAGACAUGCAAAGACCAACCAAGCAAGUUUAAGUAUGCACCCGACACAACCUACAUCUAUGACUACAAAGUUGACACAGACACCACAAUGGCUGGUUCCACCAAAGAUUCAGCAAAGUUGUCUAUCCAGGCACGAGCUGAAAUUCAGACCAUUGAUACCUGUGAGUUCGCCUUGAAAAUUAAAGAUGUCAGAAUCUCACACUCUGAUGCCUACACAACAGAACUGAAGAGUUCUGACAGGGAAGAUGAAUUCAAGGUAGCUUUACAAGAACACAUGCUUAGAUUUUCAUUCGAUGAUGGCAUCAUUGCAUCUGUGUGCCCUAAUGAAGACGAAUCAACAUGGGUUCUUAAUUUCAAGAAAGGUCUGCUCUCAGCUUUCCAAAACAGUAUGGAUAGUUUUGAAAAGGAUCAGAAAAUGUCAGAGACUGAUAUCACUGGAGAGUGCACAGCUGAUUACAGUGUUGCUAAGUCCUGGGGUGCUUGGAAGGACACAACUGUCAAGAAAUCCAAAAACCUAGUCGCCUGCUCCAAGCGAGAUGGAUACACAAGCUUCUACCAGACCAUCUCUUACAAUGUCCCAUCUGAGAUUCAGUCCCUUCCCAUCAUGCAAGGCACCCACACCUGUGACUACAUUGUAAACAGUGAUAAAGUGCUGAAGAUGGUGUCUUGUGAGGAGAACCACAUUUUUGCCCCAUUCUCCAACAAAGAAAGCGGUGGCAGGACUAAAGUGCAGCAAAAACUCACCCUUAUCACUCAGAAGAGUGGAAUUGAUAUGAAUAAAGAUACCGUCCAAACCAGAAGCAGCCUUUUGUUUGAACAUUUCGGAAAUGAUGAUCAGAGCAACAAUGCAAGGGAAUCUGCCCAGCAAACUCUGAAGGAGAUUUGUGACCAGACCAAGGAUGAUCUCAGACCCGAAACACCAAGACUGUUUUCGCAGCUUGUGAAGGUGAUGAAAGCACUGAAGUCCACAGAGCUUGGAGAUCUACAUACCCAGUUGAAAAACAAGAAUUUGUGCCCCGACAAUGGAAGAGCCAUCAAAUUUUUCACUGACGCCCUGCCCAUGACAGAAACCUCUGCAUCUGUGGAACUCAUGUCCAACUUGAUUAAAGCCGGUGAUGUUAAAGGUGUCUUAGCUAAAGCAUGGUUAGCUUCUCUUGCUCUGAUCCAAACUCCAACCAGUGAGAUGAUUACAAGCAUUACACCUUUACUGGAUGAUAACUAUUACAAUGAUGCUGUGAUGCCCAUUACUGCCCUUGUGAACAACUACUGUAAGAAAGUCCCAACCUGCGGAGAUGACUACAACAUGGGUGCCAUUACACAAAAAAUCAACGAGAAACUACCCAGAAAUUGUGCAGUCAAGGAAAGAGAUCUUAGUUUGGUCAUGAAAACACUGAGAGCUGCUGGCAACCUCGGCAAGACAGGUGAUGUCAAUCUGGCUACCUGUCUAAAAGCAAAAUCUGCCCCUGUUGAAGUCAGGUCAGCAGCUGCUGAGGCCUUUAGAAAUUUCCCCUGUGACAGCAAAGCAAAUGAUGAUCUUUGGGCUAUCCUGAAUGACCAAAGCGAAGUCUCUGAAGUGAGAAUCUUCUCAUACCUCUCUGUGAUGCGAUGCCCCACUAAAGACAACUUGGACAAGAUCGCCCAGCUCUUGCAGAAUGAAAACGAUGACCAGGUUGGGUCCUACAUUUCUAGUCACCUCACCAACUUGAAGCAGACCUCCGACCCCCACAAACAGGAAGUAGCUGCAGCUAUCAGCAAGCUCUCCUUCAAAUCAUUUGACCUGAGUGCACUUAAAUACUCUAAAAACUUUGAGGGAUCAUUCCUCAUCAACAAGUUGAACCUUGGUCUGGUCGCUGGCGCUGAUGUCAUCCUGAGCUCCGAGUCUCCUAUUCCCCGUUAUGCUAAAGCCAACCUGACAGUUGAGUUGUUUGGAAACUCCAUCAACAUCUUUGAGGCUGGUGGACGAGUUGAGGGUCUGGAAGCUUUGAUUGAAAAGGUUCUGGGAUCUACAGGAUAUUUCCCCAAUAAUAACAAGGCCACAGGAAAGCUGAAUGACGUGAAAGGAUUCGCCUAUGCUCGUAUGUUUGGCAAUGAACUUUUCUUUGAACAUGCCAAAGGAGCUGAGAGCCUGUUUAAAUCUGGAAAAACACCCAACUUUUUGGAUAUUUUGAUCAAGCUGGCCAACAGACAGGAAGUAGCCUACACCCACAGCCAAAAGUUGAUGGAUGUCUCCCUUGUUAUUCCAACUAUUGCAGGUUUACCACUGAAUAUUGUGGUGAAUGGUUCCAUUAACUUUGACCUCAAAGCCGAAGGCAAAGCAGAUCUUCGACAAGUGUCAACCUCCCCACGCUCACUCUUGAUUGAAGGAGAGUUUAAGCCAAGCGCUGCAUUGGAAAUCACAGGAACAAUGUCUGUUGAUGCUUUUGUCGCCAAACUUGGUCUUAGAAUGCGCAACACCAUGCACUCCAGCACUGGCAUCAAGGGACGCAUAGAAAUCAACAGAGGCCGUGAACUUAGUGUUGAGAUUGACCCACCUAGAGACAACAUGGAAAUUUUCAAUGCCAAAUCCCAGUUUUUCAUUGUCCACAACGAAAUUGAAAAGGAGCAGGAGAUGAUCAAAACAAACCGCAAAGUUUACAAAUACUGCACAGGUAAAAAAAUGGCCACCAUUCUUGGUGUUGAAUUCUGUGGAGAAAUCCAGUUCCCUAAUGCCUCUGCUAUUAGUGAUGCACCAUAUUUCCCUCUGACUGGACCAAGCAGCAUCAGCAUUGUUUCCUACAGAAGAGACACACACACCAUCUAUAAACUCUUUGCCAAGAGAGUUGAGAACCAGAAAAACAGCAUUGCACAGUUUUUGAUGAACACCCCUGGAUCAACCAUUGACAGAAUGAUCUCAGCAGAUCUCACCAUUGGCUACUCCCCACUCCAGCUUGACGUUAAUGUUGUUUCUCCCUGGAAGAAAAUCAACCUCAACAGUGGUGUAGUUAUGAAUAAAGAUCUGUACAGUCUAGUGGGCAGUGUCAUGCUUGAUGAUGCAAACAAAUACGGCGUGGCCUCUGAAGUAAAAAUCAACAAACGUGGAAACAGCAGGGUGUUCACUCCCUUGAUUGAGCUGACCAACAAAGGAAAAACCCAAACUCUCCUCUCUGGUGAGGUUGAAAUUGACCAGAUCAAGAAAGUCCAUGUUGACCUGACAAUGAGUGGAUACAUGGUCCCUUACAACUUCAAGGCUGAUCUGAUGAACCUUGAGAAUGAGAAGAGAUUGACUUCCAGUUUCAGCAGUGGUGAAAAAGAAAACUACUUUGUCAACAUUGGCACCAUCAUUAAUGGCAAAAAGGGUAGCAGCAUUCAAGUUACCCCUGAAGUGACAGUCAAAGUUUCAGACAAGACCGUGGUUUCAUUCACUGGAGCUGGGGAGUACAGGCCAGACAAAGUCAUCAGUGGCAGCGUUUCUCUCGUUGCUCUUAAAUACAAACCAACCAACGUGACUUUCAAAUACACAACAUCUAAGAAAGACAAAUAUAUUUUUGACGGCAAAGUUACCUCUCCUUUUAUAACUGGUGGGAUCAACAUGGUCAACAGCAUUCAGCGCAAGAACCUGCUGACUUCCACAAUCAAAGCCAAUUACAACAUUCCUAAAGUUGGCAAGGACAGCAUUACAUUGGUCUCUAAAUUCAACGACAAGAAUCCCAGAUUUAUUGUGACCAGUGAUCUGAGCAUGGCACAAAACAAAGACUACAACACCAACGUGAAAGUUGAAUUUGGCCACAAAAACAAGUACAGUGAUGCCUCAGUUGAAGUUAAAUAUGGCAGUGACCCCAACGACAGCAAGAAGAAGCUGACCCUCACCUACAACUUCGCCAAGAAAGCUCUGAGUCUCAGAGAUACAGAUAUUGACUUCUCCAUUGGAGCUCAGUUGCCAGAAAAGAACUGGGACACCUCUCUGCAAGUAUCACAUAGCCACAGCCCAAUCAACGUUGAUUCCAGCUUAUCACUGAAACUAACACCUGUCCUCAAGAAACCAAUCAUUGUUAAAAUCAAGGGGGAGAAGCCAAAACAGAAACUGAUGAGCUACACAGGAGAGGCAACUCUUAAUGCAGAAGGCAGGAAGUACGCAGUGACAACAGGCUUUGUACAAAACACAGACAAACAGUACCAGCACACCCUUGAGUACUCUGACAAUGGCAAGCCCAAGCACACCAUGAAGACAGUUUACACUUUACAGUCCAACAACCACGACCUGCGCUCUGACAUUAAUCUGGAUGGCUUCAAACUUAUUCAGAUCCAAUGCAAUGGUUCCCUGGACAUCCGCUCACAGAAUUUCAGGACAGCUUUUGAUGCCAGAUACGGUGAUGAUGUGUACGGCGCCAUGGUGCAGUCCAAGUACGCUCCUCAGGUGAUGAGAAAAGUUAACCUUGAGCUGACCUACCCUACUAGACAAAUCAAGGCCGAGGCUGAGGGCAAGUACAAGGACAAAUACGACGGCUCCAUUUCUCUUGACUGGGACGCUGGCAGAAACACUAAGAGCCAGGUUGAGAUCUCCGGCUCAUUCAAGAACACAGAGAGGAAAACUGACCAGUCCAUCAAUGCUAAUGUCAACCUCAAAACACCAUUUUCAGGCUAUGAAGAUUUAGGAGCUAACGUGUUCUUCAGCUCUGAUCCAUCAAAAUACAACGCUGGUGGGAAAUUUAUCAGUUUAGGAAAGCCUAAAUUUACUUCAAACGUAAACAUUGAACGUCCAUUCUCAUUCAACAGCGCCAAAGCCACAGUCACAGUUAGCACAGCAAACAAGAGCUUUAAGGAGUUUGACUUUGAGCUGAACCACAAGUAUGACUCAUCCCUCAUGACUGUCAUCACAGGAAAGAGGAACAACGACCAGGUAGCUAUGACUCUGGUGGGAGAAGACAACAGCGAUGAUUACAACAACGACCUCAGUGCCAAGUUUGAGCUCAAGUCAUCCAUUCAGGCCAUUAAAGAUGUUAAAAUCAAUCUGGCUCACAAAAACAAUGACAACAGCUACGUCACCUCUGCUGCCCUUACCCAUAACAACAACAAAUACGACGCUGGAAUUGAAGUCAACCACAACAGCAAUGAUGGUGAUGUAUCCAAUGAUGGUAACAUCAAGGUAAGCUGGCCAAAGGAUUCUUUUGAAACCACCUGGAAACACGCCACCUCUGGUUAUAAGAAUAUCAGAAGCUCAAUGACCUCAAAGUGGAACAGAGGCAAGACAAUGGUGGUGAGCAUUGAAGGUUCAAACAACGCUGGGCUUGUCAGUGGAAAAGUUGUCCUACAGUCUCCUUUUGAGCAGUACAGGAACAUGGAGCUCAACUUCAACCACAACCUGGGGGGUAAACGAUUCGACAGCAGCGCCUCCUUCAAGAAGAACAAAGUUGAAACAGCCGUGUACAACGUCAAUCUAGAACCAGGCAAUGUUAAGUUUUACAUCAUCACCCCAUUCUAUCAGCAUAAGGUUGACGGACAAGCCACCUAUAAAAUGGGCGGAUUCCUGAAUCCUCUGUCUGUCUCCACUUGGCUGCAGUGGAAGCCAUGGGCUAGAGUUGAUUUUGAUGGCUAUCUGGGACUGGAAUCAUCUGACAACAUUGAGAUGAGAAUCAAACUGACUACACCCUUUGAGGCUCUGGCCAACAUAGCUGUACAGGCAACCCACAAGCUGGAAGAUUCCGAGUACACCACCUACACCCUCAUUGACUAUGAUGUGGACAAGAAGAUUGAGUUUGAAAACAAGCUUAACAUUGAUGAUAUGCAGAUCCGCACCAAAAUGAACACUCCUUGCCCUUACUUCAAGUCACUGAACUAUGGAGCCAUGCUUGAGAUGGAUGACGGCAGUGUGAAAGCAAGCGCCGAUUUUGAAUUGUUGCCAAUGGUUAAAAAGUAUGACACUGUCUUUGCUGUUGAGUAUGGAAACGGUGAACACAGAAGCAAAUUUAACCUCAACACCCCACACACAGCACUGCCAUCUGUUGAGAUCACUUCAUGGAAGAAGAUCCAAGAAGAUGGAAGCACCUCUGUACAGUUCAAAGUGUCCUCACCAACAUAUGGAGUUUACAGCUAUGAUGAAACCUACAAAUUUGACCUGCCUAUGUACAUGGAAGUCACCCUCAAAACACCACAUGCCAAACUUGAAACCGCAGGCAUGAAAUUCUCCUUUAAUUCCCAAAACAAAAAUGUCCAGUCUAAAUGGAGAGCCAACUUGAACAAGCAGGAAAUGACAUCAGAGCUCACGAUGGACUGGAGCAAGAACGUUGAAGUUUCCUUUUCUCUCAACACACCUUUCCAAAACUUGAGGAACAACAUUUUCACCCUGAAACACGACACCAGCAAGAAGGGGUUCAACAGCCGGACAGAAACCCGCAUUGGUAACUUCAGAGCUCAAGGUGAAGCCGCCUUUUCAUCAAGCAGUGACACCGCCACAGGAAACACUCGUCUGACCAUUACAGGCUAUGAUAAAUUUGAAGGCAGCUUUAAACUCCUGGGCAACAUCAACAAUGUUGUUGGAGACGCUAGCGUAAAGCUUGGGGCCAAGGCAGUGAAAGUGUCAUUCACAAACAACAUGAGCCCAAGUACAUACAAGUCCAGCUUUGAACUGAAUACACCUUACACUGAUGACCUCAAGCUCUCCUUUGGACACGAGACCAAGUCAACCUACCCUGAAAGAAGCUGCGAAACCAAAUUUGAAGGUAGCUACGGUGAUGACAACGUUGUUGGAAAGUUGUCAGUCAACUAUGCCGGCAUGAAGAAAGGGGAGGUGGAGUUCACUCUCACAACCACAGCCGAGAACUUCAAGUCAACCAUCAUUAACCUCAGCCACGACUGCAGGUCUGACAAAGUUUCAGCCAAAGCCGAGAUUAAAUCUUCCGUGGAGAAGAUUGGAAACAUUGAGUUGAAUCUCAGCAAGAAGGGAUUCCUCAGCAACAUGGUAGCCAUGGCUAAACUGGCUAGGAACAAGGAAUCUUUAAUCGACACCCAGGUGGAAACCAGCAGCCCCUCUGAUGAAAUCCAUGGGAAAGUUGCCGCGAAAGGAAAAUGGAUGCCAGGCUUCACUGCACAGGUUGACCACAAGGGAGGCUACUCCAACUACAACACCAAAACCAAGCUCUCCACAUCCAAUGGAAACGUCAUUGAAAGUGAGGUGAACAUUAAGGCAGAGGACGAUGUUAUUGAUUACAGCGCUACAGUCAGCUACACACUGGACAGUGAGAGCCACACCCACACACUCACCAUCCACAAGGAAGGAGAAGCCAAGAACAUGAAACUGAGCAUGAGGGCACUCUCUGAUGGAGAAGAGGUCAAGGGCCACUUUGAACUGAUGACAGACUCUAAAUACAGAAGUGUUUUACAAAUUGAAAACUUCUUUAACUACGACCUCGUUGGCUAUGAGAUUGAACAAUCAGGAGACUUGGACAAAUUCGACACCUUUUUCAAAAUUAAUUUCUCCAAGGACAAAGCAAUUGUAGCCAAAACCAUGUUCUACAGAUAUUCCAACCAACGCAUUGAACUCAAAGCUGAACUCACCACCCCAUUCUCUGACUACAGAUCCACCAAAUUUGAAUACAGACACGAGGGCCAAAGCAACAGACUCAGUUGCAGCGUGAACCUAAAUCAAAACGACAAGGUGUACAGCUCUGAUCUGAUCAUCCAAAAAGCCCCCAUCAAGAGCCUGGCUUUCAAUGUCAAAACCCCCGUCAGGGGCUAUGAAGAGAUCAUCAUCUCAGGGGACUACGACAGCAAGCGAAUCAACGCCAGAGCUAAUCUGGGCAACGGUGUGGAGUUUACUCUCACAGGCAUCACUGGCGCCAAGUACCGCCUGACCACAUCCUUCGACAACCUGAAGGAGGUCACCAUUGAUAUGAACGGUGAGCUCCUGGACGGCAGUGUCAACUUUAUUAUCACCUCCAGGUCAAACAAAAUUGAAGGUCAAGGUAUGUUGCAGUACACCAGUCCAAACAGUAUGAAAAUCUUUGCGGCCAUUGACAGCAACAACAGAAACUACCAAAAGUACUCGCUGACUCUGGAGAACUCUGAAGAUGAAUACCAAGGCAAAAAGUCUCACUUUGAAGUGGAAGUCGGUCAGAGCAAACCAAUUGUUUUGGACGGCAGAUAUCUUACAAAGCAAUCCAUCAGAGCAUCCAAACAAGAGCACCAAGCUGAACUGAAAAUGAACUUGCCAUACCAUGUAUUCAAAGAUGUCUCUAUCAACAUUGAUCACAGCUUUGAAAAAGGAAAAGUUUUCUCAAAACUCCUUCUUGACGUCAACAGCAACACCCUGUUUGAUGGAGAUUUCAAAUACACCCUUGGUCAGAAGCACGAGACCGCCCUCAACAUCCGCAAACCUGUCCCAAUGGAGCACACUGUCACCAUACUCCACAAUGCUAAAACCAGUGAGCUGGAAAUCUACUUGAACUGGGACAAGAAUGACCCAACACAGAAAAUCAACAUUUUAACCUCCAUGAAGAACAACCCCAACUCCUAUGCUACUGACAGACAGCUCAGCUUUAGUGUAGUACAUCCAUCUCGCUCCGUAGGAGUGGAACAGUCUCUCUUCAACUCUGCCAACAAACUUAAGAGCUCUGGCAAAGUCUACUGGAGUAACGAUGACAGCGCCAAGGUUUCCUACACCGCUAACAUUGACAGUGACGAUGAGUCCUACAAGGGACAGUUCAAGCUUGGCCUCCCAACUAGAACUCUGGGUCUGACAGGAUCUCUCAGCAGCAAUAAAAUGCUGGUGAAAGCUGACGGCUCCUUUAGCUGGGAUGUUGACAGAGAUGAAAGCAAACAGAUUGGCGUAGCUGCUUCUAUUUCAGGAAAAGACUUUACCAAGACUGAUAUCACUGUACAGUUACCUGCUGAUCUGAAAGUGAACAGUGCAUUGAUCCUGAACCAAGGCAACACAAUCUUUGACAGCAAAACUGCCAUCUCCUAUAAAAAUGACAAGAGCAAGACCCUGACUCUGUUCUCUACCCUGAAAAACAGACCAACCCCCACUGGGCGUUUCUUUAGAGCAGAGAGCCAAAACAGCUUCAAUUACAGCAUUGAGCUUGGGGUUCAACACAUUGAAUCUAAAGUAGACGUAAAGAUUGACGGUCACCUUGCUAGCUCUGAUGAACUUUUGACCUCAUCCAUGGGAGUUGCUUAUCUUACAAGCAGAAGACAGCUGAAAAACACUGUCCUGUUUGCUGAAAUCAACAAGCUCAAGAAACAGAUUAACUUGAUUAGCUCCAACCCAUACAACAGUUUUGGUGUCAGUGGUAAAAUCUUGAACGAUGAGCCUUUAAAUCUGGAGGUUUCUGGGUCCUUCAAUGGCCAGGAGAGAGUCAAAUCUACACUUGACACAUCUGACAGGAGCAUGAAGAUUGUCAUUGGCCAACCAGAAAACUUGAUCAGCUUCACAGCUGAAUAUGUCAACGCCACAGCAGUCCAAGUAGCCAUUGACCAGAUGAACGAUAAUGACGACAAGCCAGAAGCCACAUUGACCAUGAACUUGGCCUCCCCACAGUCCCUGUACACCACCAUGUACUGGGCACCUGAACUGGUGUCAGAGGUUAGGAGCACACUGGCCCAGCAGACAAGGGAGAUAAGCAAAGCAGUCACUGACUUUAUUAGGCAGGUCAACAUGGACAUCAGAACAGAGGUUUCCCUCAAGUAUAGAGAAAUUGCCAACAGAGCAAUAGCUGUUGAUCUGAAAGAGAUUAUGGACUCAGCUGAAGAAACUUUUGACAACUUUGCCAACGAGAUCGAACCAGUGAUGAAUGCUUACAAGUUCAGGAAAACAUUCUAUGAAUCAAAGACCUCUGGAAAGAAAGUGUUUGAGGUUAUUCAAAACAUGAUCAAUCAGGUGAAACAGUACCCAUUAGCUAGUGAAUACAACAGAGCAGUAACAGUGGGUCUUGAAAGCACUCUCCGCUCUGUGGAGAAGCUUGUCUCAUAUCUAGCUGAUAGCUUUGAAAAUGCAGACCUAGAAUCUUUAAAUCCUGAAAAACAAAUAGCCUAUCUUCAGAACACUCUGCAGUACUACAGGUCCAGAAUUGAUAACUUCAGGAAACAAUUUAAGGAGUUCACUUAUGACAACUUUGAAGAACUACCUUAUAUUGCAAUCUCUACUGAUGAUAUGAACACCAUCCAAAACUAUCUGGCUAAUGUUAAAGAGACAGUCGAUAACAAUGUACCUGAUAUGUUCCAAAGCUACUAUGAUUCCUACAACCUCAAAGAAAAUGCAAGGAAGGAGGUUAAACGUUUAUUCACCCUAGCCAAAGACAUCAUUGAAGAUGAGAUGUUGGAGUAUUUGGACAAUUUGAAAUCAGCUAUGGCUAACCCAGUGGUUACAUUUGAUCCCAAGAAUGGCCGUGUUGAGUUGAAUAUUCCCCUGUACAGAGUUCCCUCUUCAGCCUCAAACGUCAGUUCAAAUCUUUACAACAACUUAGUAGCAAGCUACACAGACAAUCUGGAAACAAUUAAAAAGUAUUACCCAUGGAAUAAUGAAGAAAGUAAUGACGUAGAUGACUUAAAAGUUAUUCUCGCAGACUUUGAACCCAUUUCCGACUUAUAACUCAGGAACAUAAACUUUGAUUUUGCCUCCGAUCUAGGAUGAUCUCAAGAAAAUUGCUGUACUAAGAAACUGAAAUUCAAACUAGAACAGUUCUGUAAAAAAAUUAAGUUUUUAAAAAGAGAAACGUUUUUUAUUAGUCUACUAUUUUUAAAAAAAUAUUAUGUUGUGCUAACACCUAACACAAGAGCAAUUUCAUAUGUACCUUUUAUUUUUACUUUUUGAAACCUUGUUUUUUUUUCCUCAAAAUUUUUAUUUCCGAAAACUGAAACAACAUGUGUAAAUUGUGUUUCUUACUAUCAUGUCAGAUUUUUUAAGUUAAUAAAUAUUAUAUUAAUGCAUA
Molecule: messenger RNA, 11054 nt
Organism: Physella acuta
Lineage: Eukaryota; Metazoa; Mollusca; Gastropoda; Physidae
Biological process (GO): lipid transport
Molecular function (GO): lipid carrier activity
Source: RefSeq, a predicted model, not a curated record